Messenger RNA from Amborella trichopoda, 1483 nucleotides. RefSeq lists its product as uncharacterized. The record is from RefSeq and is a predicted model, not a curated record. Gene Ontology annotation, biological process: beta-D-galactose catabolic process via UDP-galactose, Leloir pathway; glucose metabolic process. NCBI's taxonomy places the organism in Eukaryota, Viridiplantae, Streptophyta, Magnoliopsida, Amborellales, Amborellaceae. Gene Ontology annotation, molecular function: carbohydrate binding; aldose 1-epimerase activity.
CGACUCUUCGAAUCGAAGUAGCAGGCGUUAGACCCACGCGUGAUCGCAGCCGUGAUUGUGGCGAUCUAUAUUAUCCUCCUCUUUCUCCACCAUGCCUGCUAAGUCAAUCAAUCAGUCCAUCUCUUUCGUUGAUUGUCUUUUGCAAUGGCGGAAUCGAAGAGUACGAGCCAUGAGCCCGUCCCGGAGCUAUUUGGUCUCAGCAAUGGAACUCUGCAACUCAAGCUCACCAACUGGGGCGCCACCAUUACAUCUCUACUCGUCCCCGAUUCGAAAGGUGAUCUCGCUGAUGUUGUUCUGGGAUUCGACUCCCUCGAGCCCUAUCUGAAAGGAGCUUCUCCCUACUUUGGUUGCAUCGUAGGCCGUGUAGCCAACCGGAUUAAAGAUGGCAAGUUCGCGCUCAAUGGGGAACAAUAUUCCUUGCCUAUCAAUAAGCCCCCAAAUAGUCUGCAUGGUGGAGAGAGAGGCUUUGACAAGGUUGCUUGGGAGGUUUUGGAGAAAGACCAUGACGAGACUCCUUCCAUAACAUUCAAAUACCAUAGUCAUGAUGGAGAGCAAGGUUACCCCGGUGAUCUUAACAUCACAGCCACCUACUCCCUACCGGGACCCAUGACUUUACGGCUCGAUAUGGAAUCUAUACCUGAGAAUAAACCAACCCCAAUUAGCUUGGCCCAACAUACUUAUUGGAACCUAGCGGGUCACAAUGCAGGAAACACUCUAGACCAUCACAUUCAACUGUGGGGAUCUCACAUAACACCAGUGGAUCAAUACACAGUCCCAACUGGUGAGAUCAUGCCAGUAAAAGGCACCCCCUUUGAUUUCCUGGAGGAGAAGAAGAUUGGGAGUAGGAUUCAUGAGGUUCCUGGCGGUUAUGAUCAUAACUAUGUAUUGGACUGUGGAGAAGAGAAGAUGGGUUUGAAGCUUGUGGCCAGGUUGAGAGAUCCUUCAAGUUCUCGUGUCUUGACUCUAUGGAGCAAUGCACCUGGUGUUCAGUUUUAUACAGGAAAUUAUGUGAAUGGGGUGGUUGGUAAAGGAGGGGCAGUGUACGGGAAGCAUGCCGGCUUGUGUUUGGAGACACAAGGUUUCCCAAAUGCUAUAAACCAGCCCAACUUCCCUUCGAUUGUGGUGGAACCAGGCAAAAAGUACAAACACACCAUGUUGUUUGAGUUCUCGGUAGACAAAGGACUGAAUGAGAACAGAAUAAGAUCCGAGUAAAAAAGAGCAGGUGGUGCUUUUCUUAGUAGUUAAUAACCAGUCUAUUUUGGAUCUUGAUUGGAGCCAUGGUUUUAUUUAAUCUAUUAGGAUUAUGCUUGGUUUUUACCCUAGUUGAUAUGUGGCCUGAAAUACUAUUAAAUUUAAGAUAUGUUUUGGUUCUGGUCAUCUUUGUGAUGUCUGAUGUUGCUAGCUUCAAUGCAUAGCAUACAAGCAUGAAUGUGUUUUCUAUGGUGUGAAGAGUGGAAACCAAUCAACGUGCAUUUUUAAAGAA